GUUUGCUUACUGAUUUUUGGUUCUUGUUUUUAGCUUUGAGAUUCGAACCGAAAUCGUCACCAUCGAAAAGAUUGGUUUUCCAAAGCGAACGCCAGAGAAAGAGAGUGAGAGAGAGCGUUUUAGAUUGUCAGCUUUUAAAAACAGCAACGCAUCUUCUACUUCUUCGUUACAGUCCGUUUCUUUUCUCUUUGCUUUGCUGCAACUUUUGCUUUCGUCGUUGAUUCUCUCCUUUUUCUUGAAAGAUCAGAGGAAGGAGAAUUUCGAAAGUAUUGUCAUCAGAAUCUUAUGGUAAGAAUCUCUUUGUUUGUGUAAUCUGUCCUCGAAUGAGAACCUUGGAGUUGACGUAAUUUAUCUUGUAAGAAACUGUAACCUUUUGGGGCAUUAUGCAUGUCUGGUCCUGUGGCCACUGUUGAAAACGUGGAAGGAGCACUUUCUCGUGCAGAAAGAACAAAAUCUCUUGAUGCAAUUACUGAUAUAGAAAACGGUUCUAUACUAACUAAUGGUGAUGCUGUCCAUAGUUCUGAGACUGCUGGAUUUAGAGUUGGGGAACUCUUGCUUCCCAGUGGGGACUCUUAUUCUGGGUCAUUGCUUGGCAACGUACCAGAAGGUCGAGGAAAGUAUGUUUGGCAAGGUGGUUGUGUGUAUGAGGGGGAGUGGAGCUGUGGGAUGAGGCAUGGGACUGGCAAAAUACAAUGGCCUUGUGGAACUGCUUAUGAUGGUGAAUUCUCAGGUGGUUAUAUGCAUGGUACAGGGACAUAUAUUGGCUCUAACAAAUUGACUUAUAAGGGGAGAUGGAAGUUGAAUCUCAAACAUGGUUUAGGAUAUCAAGUUUAUCCUAAUGGAGAUGUGUUUGAAGGCUCUUGGAUCCAGGGAAUAACAGAAGGUCCUGGAAAAUAUACUUGGGCCAAUGGAAAUGUUUAUCUAGGGAAUAUGAAAGGUGGGAAAAUGUCAGGCAAAGGGACUCUCACUUGGACAAAUGGAGACACCUUUGAAGGAAGCUGGUUAAAUGGAAUGAUGCAUGGAUUUGGAGUUUAUACUUGGAGUGAUGGUGGUUGCUAUUUAGGAACUUGGACACGGGGUUUAAAAGAUGGAAAAGGAUCAUUUUAUCCAAAGGGCAGCCGGCUUCCUGCCUUACAGGGAGUUUACCUCAAUGCUCUCAGAAAAAGAGGAUUGUUACCAGAUUUGAGAAAGCAGAUCCAUGCACAUAUCCACCAUGCUUCUUCUAUAGACAUGGGAAGCAUCAAGGUUGGUGGCAACCGGGUAUCUCAUCGUAAUUCCAAUAAGCUCUCAGAAGGAAACUUAUUAAAUCUUGAGCAGUCUCGCAACAGAAAUGUUUCCCUUGAAAGACGUUGGAGUCUAGAGGUAUCUAUAGAAAAAGUGAUUGGGCACAAUUCAUCAUUAGAGUUAUCUGAUUCUUUUAUAGAAGGGGGAGAAAAGGGGAGCGAAACAAAUGCACCAAUCUUAGAACGUGAAUACAUGCAAGGAGUCUUAAUUAGUGAGCUUGUAUUAAAUAAUAGUUUUUCACCAUCUUCCAGAAGAGCAAAACGGAGACAAAAAAAGUUAGCAAAAGAUAUUAAGAGGCCUGGUGAAACAAUCAUUAAAGGCCACAGAAGUUAUGAUUUAAUGCUCAGCUUGCAGCUUGGAAUCAGGUCUUCACUUAAUUUGCAAUCACAUGGUUUUGGAAAAUCUAUUGCUGAAUAUGAGUUAGAUGUGGCCAGAUACACUGUGGGGAAAAUUACACCUGUACAGAGAAGAGAAGUUAGAGCAUCAGACUUUGGCCCCCGAGCAAGCUUUUGGAUGAAUUUUCCUAAAGAAGGGUCACAAUUGACACCACCCCAUCAAUCAGAAGACUUUAAGUGGAAAGAUUACUGCCCAAUGGUUUUCAGAAAUUUAAGGGAGAUGUUCAAAAUUGAUGCUGCUGACUACAUGAUGUCCAUUUGUGGAAAUGAUGCUCUCAGAGAACUUUCUUCUCCUGGGAAAAGUGGUAGUAUCUUUUUUCUGUCUCAAGAUGACCGUUACAUGAUUAAGACACUCCGGAAAUCUGAAGUAAAGGUUCUUCUAAGAAUGCUUCCAAACUAUCAUCAUCAUGUGAGGUCCUAUGAGAACACACUCAUAACAAAAUUCUUUGGUCUUCACAGAAUCAAACCAUCAAGUGGUCAAAAGUUUCGCUUUGUAGUGAUGGGAAAUAUGUUCUGCACUGAGUUAAGGAUUCAUAGAAGAUUUGACUUGAAAGGAUCAUCCCUAGGGCGUUCCGCAGACAAUGUUGAAAUUGAUGAGAACACAACACUUAAAGAUUUGGAUCUCAACUACUGCUUUUAUUUGGAACCUUCUUGGCAAGAAGCUUUAUUAAGGCAAAUAGAGAUUGACAGUAAAUUUUUGGAAGCACAACGCAUUAUGGAUUAUAGCCUUUUGCUUGGUGUGCAUUACCGAGCACCUCAGCAUUUGAGGUCUCUCAUGUCCUACAACAGAGCAGAUGGAUUGGGAAGUGUUGCAGAGGAAGAAGAGGAUGAAAUCUCCAACUACCCACAAGGCCUUGUAUUGGUCCCCCGUGGGACAGAUGACAAUAGUAUUGUUGCGGGUUCUCAUAUACGGGGAAGACGUUUGCGAGCAUCAGCUGCAGGUGACGAGGAAGUAGAUCUCCUUCUCCCUGGUACAGCAAGACUCCAAAUCCAGCUAGGUGUGAACAUGCCAGCAAGGGCUGAGCAGAUUCCAGGAAAAGAAGAAAACACAUUCCACGAAGCAUAUGACGUUGUUCUGUAUCUUGGUAUCAUCGACAUUUUGCAAGAAUAUAACAUGACCAAGAAGAUUGAACAUGCCUACAAAUCUCUUCAGUUUGAUUCUGUAUCCAUCUCUGCUGUGGACCCCACAUUUUAUUCGCAACGAUUCUUGAACUUUAUUCAGAAGGUAUUUCCCCCAAAUUCCACUAAGAAUUGACUUGAGCUUUGGGUCCCUAUUGUGCCCCUCUUGUGAGCUGUCGAAAGAUGGCAAAUGUUCCCAAUGCUGUGAGUGGGAAUGCUGAAAUACUUGUUGGAGAUGGUCAUGUCCAGUGAUGUAAAGUACUUGUAAAGAUGUGCUCUUAGGGGCCGAUUUUAAUCUUCGUGUAUUAUAGUGAGUUAUAGUUCCCUGCAAUUGUUUUCUUCUGUUUUAUGACACUAUUGGAGCAUAUGCUUCCGGUUCCUGUUCUCUUCUUUGGACCUUAAAUAAGUUUCUUUUUCGUCUUUUUGGUAUA
This is a messenger RNA of Theobroma umbraticum, 3229 nucleotides long. RefSeq names its product phosphatidyl inositol monophosphate 5 kinase (gene PIP5K9). Gene Ontology annotation, molecular function: 1-phosphatidylinositol-4-phosphate 5-kinase activity; ATP binding. Gene Ontology annotation, biological process: phosphatidylinositol phosphate biosynthetic process. Gene Ontology annotation, cellular component: plasma membrane. Lineage: Eukaryota; Viridiplantae; Streptophyta; Magnoliopsida; Malvales; Malvaceae. The record is from RefSeq and is a predicted model, not a curated record.